UCGCAUCCAAGUGCAGCUCGGCAAACAUAACCUGGCACUCACGGAAUCGACAGAGCAGUUGAUCAAUUCAGCUAAAGUCAUCCGUCACUCUGGCUACAGCUCCGCAACGCUGGACAAUGACAUUAUGCUCAUCAAGCUGGCCCAACCAGCCCAGCUCAACCGAGCGGUGCAAACAGUUCCUCUGCCGACCAGCUGUGUGGCCACGGGCACCACAUGCCUGAUCUCUGGCUGGGGCAACAUGCUCAGCAACGCCAGUGAGUACUCU
Messenger RNA from Eurypyga helias (sunbittern), 265 nucleotides. RefSeq names its product trypsin-like. The annotation marks the transcript as partial. Gene Ontology annotation, molecular function: serine-type endopeptidase activity. The record is from RefSeq and is a predicted model, not a curated record. The transcript has a single exon. Gene Ontology annotation, biological process: proteolysis. Lineage: Eukaryota; Metazoa; Chordata; Aves; Eurypygiformes; Eurypygidae.